GCAAUUAUUGACGAAAACAAUUUUAUGUGUUGUAAGAGAAGCCGUGUAGGUUCUUUAAAAGGCCUGCAUAUUUUCAAAUUUAUUAUUCCAGUGAAACAAAGAUUAAACUCUGUAGCUGAUAAUGAAAUAGAGACGGCUUUUAAUUUUCAAAAUAAUUAGACCAAUUUCACUAUAUUUUAACGGGAAGAUAUAAGAACAUUUAUGUAGGAGAAAAUGAGCUUCUUUCUUUUAUACAAAUUUUAUAUAGACACCAUGUAUUAAUACUCAUUACAGUUAUAUUGCUUUCAAUGCUGUAAUCAAAUGGGUUAAUAUGGUAUAAUUUAGCUUCAUUUUAAGCAGUCUUUGACUGUUUCUGCUUCGUUGUAUGGGUGUCUCUAAAAGAGAUGAUCAAUAUUUUUACUUGCUUUUUAAAAAUUUUAUCACAAACCUAUCCUUAACUUUAUCAACUACAGUAUUUUAACUAUUCAGUAAUACUGUAAAACGCGACUGUCUAUUGAAUAUUAACUGAGAAUUUGCGCCAAACGGAACAAUAGCAGACGAUUAGGUAGAGCUAAGGCGGGACUGUCUGUGAUUGGUUAAUCCAAUGAGCGCUAGAAGUCAAACGCAAGCCACAAGCAGGCUAUAUAAACACAACUAUUUGUUAAAUUAUCAUUCUCGAUUUUUGUAAACCGAAGAACGAAAUAUUGUACAAUAUGUCUGGACGUGGUAAAGGAGGAAAAGCUAAGGGAAAGGCCAAGAGCCGAUCAAGUCGUGCUGGGCUUCAGUUCCCAGUCGGUCGUGUCCACCGAUUCUUGCGAAAGGGUAACUAUGCAUCUCGAGUCGGUGCUGGUGCCCCAGUCUACAUGGCUGCCGUACUCGAGUACUUGACUGCUGAAAUCUUGGAGUUGGCUGGCAACGCUGCACGUGACAACAAGAAGAGCAGAAUCAUCCCCCGUCAUCUUCAGCUUGCCAUCCGUAACGAUGAAGAGUUGAACCGUCUUCUCGGAAGUGUGACCAUCGCUCAGGGAGGUGUACUACCAAACAUCCAGGCUGUACUUCUGCCAAAAAAGACCCAGGCCAAGUCCAAGUAAAUUUCUACAACCAUCUUCUCAAACCUAACGGCUCUUUUCAGAGCCACCAUAUGUAAAAAAGAAAUUUGACAGUCGUUAUCGUCUAUUUUAGUUACUGUCCAUCAUAUAUUAAAAUUGCUUGCGUUAAUGUAUAUAUCAUUAGAAUCAAUACAUUUAUGCCGGUUCCGAUCGGAUUUUUAUCAUAUUUAUGUUACGGUAACAUUUCCAUAACAGUACAGACACGCUAAGACAAUAACCCCUCCUUUGGGCCACCCCUAUUUAGGGUGGAAACUUUCCGUGGAACAAGGGGAAAUAUACCUUUAAUAACACUACGAUUAACACAUUAA
Anneissia japonica is the source of this 1396-nucleotide messenger RNA. RefSeq names its product late histone H2A.2.2. Bases 693 to 1070 code for a protein of 125 amino acids. Gene Ontology annotation, molecular function: structural constituent of chromatin; DNA binding; protein heterodimerization activity. The transcript has a single exon. Gene Ontology annotation, cellular component: nucleosome. The record is from RefSeq and is a predicted model, not a curated record. NCBI's taxonomy places the organism in Eukaryota, Metazoa, Echinodermata, Crinoidea, Comatulida, Comatulidae.